Molecule: messenger RNA, 2201 nt
Organism: Argentina anserina (silverweed cinquefoil)
Lineage: Eukaryota; Viridiplantae; Streptophyta; Magnoliopsida; Rosales; Rosaceae
Product: probable pectinesterase/pectinesterase inhibitor 51
Exons: 2
Coding region: 357-2060 (567 amino acids)
Biological process (GO): cell wall modification
Molecular function (GO): pectinesterase activity; pectinesterase inhibitor activity
Source: RefSeq, a predicted model, not a curated record
CCAAACAGUCAACAACCCAGAUCCAAUCUCAUUCCUCCUAGACUCCAAAAAAACAACAGAAAAACAAACCCAACUCUUCGAAUUCGAUCGUUUCCCUCCAAUCUCCACCACCCAAAUCCCCACUGUAGCUUUCAUCACUAUUCCCCUCCACUCUGUCCAUCCGUGACAGACACAACCACAGCCGAAAGCAAAAACGCACUCACCCCCGUGACUCAAUCUCGUGAAUUUGCUGGAGGGUAGGUUCCAAAUUCCACUUCGGAAAGAAAAACCCCCAAAACAUAAUGAACCCAAUUACUCUUACUACCCUCCAAAUUCUGUUGCCCCAUUAACUAAAUCCACCACAACCACGGUCUCCUAUGACCACCCAUCACAGAAAACCCAUAAAACCCAGCUUCCCUUCACUCUCCAAACCAUGUUCCCCCCUCUCCAAAUUCAUCAUGGCCUCCCUCGCCUUCCUCUCCCUCCUCACCCUCACCCUCUUCCUCUCCCUCUCCUCCGCCCGCCACCACAACCACUCCCCCACCACUCCCUCCGCCUCCACCCAGAUCCAGCUCGCCUGCAAAGCCACCCGCUUCCCCGACUCCUGUCAGUCCUCCCUCACCCAGCUCCCUGACCUCCCACCCCACCCCACCCCAGUCCAGACCAUCGGCCUCUCCAUCCGCGUCUCCUCCGAGGGGCUCAAGACGGCCCAGAAGAUGGUCUCGCAGAUUCUAGAAGCUUCCAAAGGGAACCAGAACCGCACCACGGCCGCGAAUAACUGCCUCGACGUGAUGCGGAACUCCGAGUUCCGCAUUUCCCGCGCCACCUACGAGUUGGCACUUGCGCGCGUCAAGAGCGCACGUGCCGCGAUGAGCGCGGCGCUGCUGUACCAGUACGACUGCUGGUCGGCGCUGAAAUACGCCAACGACACGGCGAUGGUGAACGAGACGAUGUCGUACCUCGACGGGCUGACGGGGCGGACCAGCAACGCCCUCAGCAUGAUGUUCUCGUACGACAACUUCGGCAACGACACGUCCCUCUGGGCCCCGCCGAGGACGGAGCGGGACGGGUUCUGGGAGCGGGGCUCCGGAGGCGGGUCGGGUUAUAAUGGCGGGGUGGGAGUGCCGAAGGGGCUGAAGGCGGACGUGACGGUGUGUAAGGAGGGAGGGUGUGAGUACCGGACAGUGCAGGCGGCGGUGGAUAAUGCGCCGGAGAAUCUGGGGGCGGGGGAGAGGUUUGUGAUUGGGAUAAAGACGGGGGUGUACGAAGAGACGGUGAGGGUGGGCUUAGAGAAGCGGAACCUGGUGUUCCUGGGCGACGGGAUGGGCAAGACGGUAAUUACAGGGUCGUUGAAUGUGGGCCAGGUCGGGAUCAGUACUUACAACUCCGCCACCGUCGGAGUUCUUGGUGAUGGGUUCGUGGCCAGUGGCCUCACAAUUUCGAAUACAGCAGGCCCUGAUGCCCACCAGGCUGUGGCUUUCCGAUCGGACAGUGAUCUAUCAGUGAUUGAGAACUGUGAAUUCUUAGGCAAUCAGGAUACUUUAUAUGCACAUGGCAACCGUCAGCUCUAUAAAUCAUGCAAAAUCCAAGGCAAUGUGGAUUUCAUCUUUGGAAACUCAGCUUCCAUUUUUGUGGAUUGCACAAUCCUUGUUGCUCCCCGACAACUCAAACCCGAGAAGGGCGAAAACAAUGCUGUCACAGCCCACGGCAGGACAGACCCUGCACAGACAACAGGUUUUGUGUUUCAAAAUUGCUUGAUCAACGGAACUGAAGAGUACAUGAAGUUGUAUUACAGCAAGCCUCAAGUGCACAAAAACUACUUGGGGAGGCCGUGGAAGGAGUAUUCAAGGACAGUUUUCUUAAACUGCAAUAUGGAAGCACUGAUUACCCCGCAGGGGUGGAUGCCUUGGAGUGGUAAUUUUGCUUUGAAGACAUUAUUCUACGGGGAGUACGGGAAUACAGGAACAGGUUCGAAUUUGGCGCAGAGAGUUACCUGGAGCAGCAAGAUUCCAACCGAGCAUGUAAGUACAUAUUCAGUGCAGAAUUUUAUUCAGGGAGAUGAGUGGAUGGUGACCAGUUAGAUUAUAGAGGAAUAGGCCUUCCUAUGCAGUAGGGGAAUUCAAAUAUGGCUCCCCUUUGAAAUAAUAUAUCAAUUCAACUAGUGUGAAUUUAGGAAAUUAUUAGUAAUAUAUAUAUAUAUAUAUAUAUAUGGUCUGCAUUGA